GGUGUAUGAAGAAGGCGCUGCUUCUGAAAAUGGUGUCGCAAACAAUUGAGCUUUUGAAGAACGAGUUGCCUCUGGAGCAGGAAUUUGUGGUUUUGCCUGAAGAUGUUGUCACUGGUCUUGUGCUUGUCGACAUUAUCAAUGGAUUCUGCACUGUCGGUGCUGGAAACCUGGCCCCAAGAGAACACAACAUACAAAUUUCGAGGAUUAUCAACGAAUCAGCAAGACUGGCAAGACUUUUCUGCGACAAGAAAUUGCCUGUUAUGGCGUUUGUCGAUUCUCAUCAUCCUGACAAGCCCGAGGAUCCUUAUCCUCCUCGCUGUAUUGCGGGCACCGAUGAAUCAAAUUUGGUUCCAGAAAACGAAACAAACGAUACAAUCAGGCGGAAAUAUUGCUACGAUGGAUAUUUGGGUGCCAUGGAAGUAGAUGGUUCAAAUGUUUUCGUGGAUUGGGUGAAGAACAAUCAGAUCGAAGCUAUACUGGUAGUUCGGGUGUGCUGGAUUUCGUGUGUUCAACAUUAUCGGCAAGGAAUCGAGGAUUUCUGGCUCCUCUCAAGGAUGUUAUCCUGUAUUCACGUGCUUGCGCAACCUUUGACGUUCCCCUUCAGGUUGCCAGAAACACCAAAGGAGUUUUGCCUCACCCUCAGGAAUUCAUGCAUCAUGUAGGGCUUUACAUGGCAAAAGAGAGGGGAGCCAAGAUAGCAAAUGAAGUCUCAUUUGGAGCUCCAAAAUAGUCCCAUAAGAUGGUUAGAGGUUGGGGAUAUAUGCGCCUAAGUAUAAGAUCAAGUAAUGUAUAACUAUGAAGUUCAACAUUUACUAAUAGCAUGUAUUUGUAUAUGCCCUGUUUCGACAGCAAGAGCAAGGGGACUAAUGGCAGCAAUAUAACCUUUGUUCCAACUUA
Molecule: messenger RNA, 897 nt
Organism: Hibiscus syriacus
Lineage: Eukaryota; Viridiplantae; Streptophyta; Magnoliopsida; Malvales; Malvaceae
Product: nicotinamidase 1-like
Exons: 5
Coding region: 6-662 (218 amino acids)
Biological process (GO): pyridine nucleotide salvage
Molecular function (GO): nicotinamidase activity
Source: RefSeq, a predicted model, not a curated record